GCUCCACGUUGCUCAAACCUAAACAGCAGCGUAAAGCAGCUGUCUGCCGGAGCAUCCUCAGCAUCCGAGCCGAGCCGAGCGCACGUAGGGGGAUAAAAAAAGAAAUAAAUCUGAACAGCAGUGUGUGUCGCGUGCACGAGAAAGUGGUAAUAUAUUAGCCCGCCGAGCCUCCGCGCCAGCCUCCGACAACACGGCGCCGCCGAGGAGCAUCUGAAAAACACUGGGGCUGAUCAUGGGUUCGUCCUCUUGGUAACAGUAUCCGAUCUGCAACACUAACCCCAACCCCCCCUGCGCCAGCAGGAGAAGCAACGCAAUGGGCUCCAGACUGAGCAGACAGAGCAGCCUGGACCAUGAGGAUUUCUCCAAAAGGCGACGCGAGCUUCUAGAUGGCUCCGGAGAGACGCGCGACAGCAGGGGCGGCCGGGCCGGCGGGGACUUUCUGUUCGCACUGAUGCUGAAAUCGGACAAGCUGCCUGGCAUGCUGCGGAGGACCAACCACAGCCCGUACAUCAGGCGCGUGGCGUGGGUCAAGGAGAUACAGAAGCUGCUGCGUGACCGCAGGAUGGAGCAGGCGACCGACGUGCUCAAACUACUGAGGAAGGAUCUCGGCUUGGAAGGCACCUCGCUCAACGACAUCUUAUACAAAAACGCUGCCUUCCUCAACCUGGUGGACCCCAUCUCACACGAGCUGUUGCUCAGCCUGGCUCGAGAGAUGCAAUGUCCUAAGAAGGAUGCAGACACCAGAAAGUCCUCUGAUAAGAUUUGCAGACAGCUGAUCUACCAUCUGACCCCGCACUCAAAGUGGCUGAGGCAGAGCAUGACCAGACGGAAAUCUCAGGCCUGUCUCAAGACGACCUUACAGAAGAAACUGUCCAGCGAAUCGGUCGACCUCUCCGGCGUCCCCCUGUCCACCCGCGACGUCCGCCAAGUCGCCUUCUACCUCCAAAACAACCGAGACACCGUGGUGGCUGUGGACAUCAGCUUCACUGAGCUCCAGGACGAGAACCUGAAGAUCCUCCUGCCUCUUCUCGCGUCGUUGCCCAAACUCAGCACCUUGGCCCUGAACGGUAACCGACUCACCCUGACUAUUCUCAAAGAGCUGACGGAGAUGCUCAAAGACCCCAAGAUGUUCUCCAGCCUGGCCUGGAUCGACCUGGGCAACAACGUGGACAUCUUCACGAUGCCGCAGCCGCUGCUGGUCGCGCUGCGCCGCCGCUGUAGCCUGAAGAGCAGUUUGCCAACCAUCUACGAGUACACCGAGGGCCAACCCUACUGCUACCGCCUGGAGACCUCCAUCGAGGAGCCCAGCCUCUACGAGGGGGAAGAGGAGGAGGACGACGAGGCGGAGGACGACGAGGACGACGAGAGGAACAAAUUUGAACUUGAGGCGUGGAGCUUGGGGGAGAAGCAGCUCUCCAAAGACUUCACCCUCCACUACUGUGAGAGUGGCAGCUGAGGAGCCAAUCCCAAGGAGAUUUAGAUCAGUCGGUUGGAUGGAGGAGCAGCAUCCCGGCGGCGGCUGAAGUGGAACUGGAGUGCGUUUGGAAACGGAGGGUCCCUCUGGGUUCUCUACCGGGACUGAGACUAUCUCUGGCAGGCAGGGCCUAGCUCCCCCAUUGUGUGUUCUCUGUUAAUCUCUCAACAAAAGCUAUGACACAAGUUCAACAGACUAUACAGCCGACGACCCGUCACGUGAUACCGGCAAAACUGCCAUGUCGAGACUUUUUGCGUUUUCCCCCCCUUUCCAAAUGUCCACUUGUGAAUACCCACGCAGCCGUUGUGUAAGAUGUAAAUGAGGACACACACACACACACACCAUGGUUCUCUUCUGUUUCCAUGGGCUAUUUUUGUGCACUUUUGGUGAACAAAGCAAUCUUAGAAGACAACAGGUAGGAUUCAUCAAUGAGUAGCUGUUACUGAUUGUGUUUUGAUAUUCUGUUGUCAUCACCACAGUGUUUCAGUGCAUUUAUAACAGCACAGUGUUACUAUGGGCCACCGGCCGGUGCUGCCCGCCCUACUGCCGUUUGUCUCUACAAACAUGUUGUCAUUUCCAUUGACUGAUACUUAUAGGUGGAGCCGUGUUCGUUAUGCCACACAGACGUGACUGUUAUGUAUUGGUUAUAGCCGGUCUACAAGUAGCACAUAAUGAUUAAGUUCGACUGACUCAAAGCACUUGAAGUCAUCUAAUUUUUCUCUGUAUUUCUGUUUUUCCAAAGCAAAUACUUUGUGAACAUUUAUAACUCAAGAUAUUUCUAAAGCUGAACGCAUAGCAGAAAUGAUGCCCAUAUAGCUCUUGAUUGUUGGAAGGAUCCUUAACAAACACCAUACCUGCAUCACCCAGAUAUAUAAUAAAUGUUUAUGUGUGAGUUAUUUGUAUUUUUAAGUGUAAAAUGUCUAAUUACUGCCUUGAUUAGUUGUGUUUGUGUUGUUUUGGUGUUUUGUCUUGUGUCCAACUCUGUAAUUAUAAUAAUGACUAAUUAUGAAACUGAAUGCGAUGAUCAUCUCCCUGUAAGCUUGAGCAGUGAACAAAAAAAGGUACACAGAGGAAAGCAUUACACAGAUAAGCAGGAAACAAUUAGGUACAUUUAAAGAACACUUCAUGUAAAAUGUUCCAUUGAAUGAUGGAGGGCACUGUCCACUGUUCCUAGUUUAUGUUUCGUGUGUCAAUAUCAAACUUGUAGCCAAUGCGUACUUGUUUCAUGCAAACUACUGACUGCCAAUUAAAGGACCAAUCCCAACUGAAAA
This is a messenger RNA of Gasterosteus aculeatus aculeatus (three-spined stickleback), 2745 nucleotides long. RefSeq names its product leucine rich repeat containing 75Ba (gene lrrc75ba). NCBI's taxonomy places the organism in Eukaryota, Metazoa, Chordata, Actinopteri, Perciformes, Gasterosteidae. The record is from RefSeq and is a predicted model, not a curated record.